Messenger RNA from Amborella trichopoda, 1086 nucleotides. NCBI's taxonomy places the organism in Eukaryota, Viridiplantae, Streptophyta, Magnoliopsida, Amborellales, Amborellaceae. The record is from RefSeq and is a predicted model, not a curated record.
AUGGUUGAGGAGCAAAGCCUUUCUCUGUCUCCUGAAGGUCCUUCUCUCUCUAUUUCUGAAUUGGGAAAUCUUCUGGGAACACUUAUAAGAACCUAUAGAUCGUGUGACUCAUGUCCUCUUGUCUUUGAUCUAUUGAUCGAGGGUCAUUUACGUGCAAAAAAGGUUGAUUGUGCUGCUGAGAUAGUCCGGCUUCUCGUACCUCGAGGUCUCCACCCUUCAAUUGGGAUCCUUAACACACUUCUUCGGUUGGUUUCACAAUCAAAAGGAUCAAAUGAGGGUCUGAGUUUCUUUAAAGAGAUCUUUGGGAAUGAAACUAGGUUUAGGGCUGGUUCCUGUCCAAAUAUUCAGACUUUCAACACUCUCAUUCUCGCUCUAUAUCGAGAAGGGAAACUAGAGAGGGAAAAUUUGCUUUUUGAUGAGAUGUCAAAAAUGGAUUGCAAACCAAAUACAUUCUCCUAUAAUGUUCUAAUCGCGGCUUACUGUGAGAAACGAAAAUUGGAGGAAGCUGUUGAAUUGUGGGAUGGGAUGUUAGAGAGAGGAUUAACUCCUGAUAUUGUCGCUUAUAAUACCUUGAUUGGUGGGUACUGUGAUAUUGGUGAUAUAAACCAUGCAGAAGCCAUGUAUAGAGAGAUGACUAUCAAUGGCAUCUCCCCAACUUGCCUCACAUAUGAGCAUCUUAUUCAUGGACACUGUAAAUCUGGGAGCGCAGAUGAAGCCCUUCUGCUUUACAAAGAUAUGUGUAGGCACCAUUUUGAGCCAAAUGGUAGUACUAUAAAUGAGAUUGUUGGUUUGCUUUGUAUAGAGAGAAGGACUCAAGACGCCCUUGAAUUUCAAAGAGAAAUUGUUAGGAAAUAUGGGGUUCGGGAUAGAGAGAGCUAUGAUCUUCUGAUAAAUGGGCUUUGUGCUGAGGGGAAGGUGGAGGAAGCACUGGCUGUCCAAGCUGAAAUGGUAUGCAGGGGCUUUGGCCCAAAUAUCCAGACUUACAGGGCAUUCAUUGAUGGAUAUGCCAAACUAGGGGAUGCAAAUAAAGCUGAAAAGCUUAGAAAGGAGAUGUUGGACAUUGGACUGGUUCUUGAUGAUCCGUGA